AUCUCACUCCUUACCACUCAAACGAGCCCAAUGCUUAUCGCAUUGGAAGACAACCCCUCUGACAUCGUCACAGCGUAGUAUUUAGUGAAUUAUGGCGGAAGUUCGGAAACGUCAACAUGUGCAAAUUGAAGGGAAAACCUCGGAUAAAAGCUCAGUAUCCAAAAAUGACAGUAAAGGGAUGAAGAGCGUGAGGUCAGCCGUGUUUCUGAAGCUUUUUGCUGCCGGAUUUUACGGGCUGAGCUCGUUUUUAAUCGUUGUUGUGAACAAAAGCGUCCUCACCAGUUACAGAUUCCCCUCAUCAACAUGUGUUGGGAUCGGUCAAAUGCUGGCUACAGUACUAGUACUAGGAGCCGCAAAGGCAAUAGGUGUCAUCACAUUUCCAGGUUUGGACAGGAGCAUCCCAAACAAGAUGUUUCCCCUACCGCUUCUGUAUGUUGGGAAUCAGGUGUCAGGACUUCUAGGAACCAAGCGACUCAAUCUACCCAUGUUUACAGUUUUAAGAAGAUUCUCUAUUUUGUUAACCAUGUUGGCUGAGGGAAUCCUACUGAAAAAGACAUUCUCUGGGCCUAUCAAGGCAACUGUGUUUGCCAUGAUCUUUGGAGCCUUUGUAGCUGCGAGCACCGAUUUGGCCUUUGAUCUUCAAGGCUAUGUUUUCAUAAUGCUCAACAAUGUUCUGACUGCAGCCAAUGGGGCCUAUGUGAAGCAGAAACUUGACUCCAAGGAGCUUGGCAAAUAUGGGCUGCUGUAUUACAACGCUUUAUUUAUGAUCAUCCCUACAGUGGCAUAUGCACAUUUCGCCGGGGAUCUACAAAUGGCAUUGGAGUUUGAAGGGUGGUCGGACAUGCUGUUUUUGUUCCAGUUUGUGCUUUCCUGUGUUAUGGGCUUUGUUUUAAUGUACUCCAUUGUGCUUUGCACUCAGCACAACUCUGCAUUGACCACCACCAUAGUGGGCUGUAUUAAAAAUAUUUUAGUCACAUAUCUUGGAAUGGUCUUUGGRGGAGACUAUAUUUUCACCUGGGUCAACUUCAUUGGAUUAAAUAUCAGCAURGCUGGCAGUCUGGUGUACUCCUACAUCACAUUCACAGAUGAACAAUCAAGUAAGCGAAGUGAAAAGAUUAGCCAGGAAAAUUUAGAUUAGAAAUUGUGUGUGUGAAAACAAAUGGACUUGGUAUUGUUAUUAAUGUCUGACAUGUUUUAUUUUCCUCUCCAAAUGGUACUGUUAUGUAAAGUYUGUUCAACUUUCCCAUUGGCUAAUACUUGGCAUAGCAAAAAGGCCUGUGCUUGAAAUCCUAGAUUUGGUCCAUAGUUAAUGCUAUUCUAUAUAUAUGGCCAUAGUAAUAUUCAUAAUUUCACUUUAUGGACAUUUCUGAAAUGUUUACUUGUCAUUUCAACAGAAAAACCUUAAAAUGGGGGUGCCACUGGAAGGUUGGAGCUGGACUUUGUAAGACGUACGUGUAUGUCGAAUGUAUUUACCUUUGGCCACUAUUUCAACAUCAUACUAUCGCAAGACUGAAUCAGUGUUAUUGAAGAUUUGUGCCUAAUCAAGUAAAUGCAGUAACUAUGGCCGGAAUUCAAUAAGACACAGUACUGUAAAUGUUUUUCCUCUUGAGCCGACAUCUGCAGUGUUUAGCAUGAAUGCUAUCUUCACAAACUUCUGGGAAAUUGCCUUUUGUCGGUUCUGCAAUGUACUUGUUGAUAAUGUGCCUCUGAUUAUCGACUUGUUUAUUCACAUUGCCACAACAUUUUUUUACACUAUGCAGUGAGCCAUUUGAUACUUUGUUUAUUCAAAAAUGUUUUUGUGAACCUAAUUUCUAAGCAAAGCGCUUGACAUUUUUUACUAUGUUCAACAUUGUAAACCUCAAAUGUUGGUUACAUGCAUAUUUCAACAUUUGAAAUAUUGCUAGGUUUAAUUUCCUGUCACACUGGUGAGAAAUGUAUGAAAACUUCCCCACAUAWUUUAAAUCAAUUUUAUCAUUAAAGUGCCUAUUUUGCAGUUAGGCCACAGUAAAAACAUGAAAUAACA
Salvelinus sp. IW2-2015 is the source of this 2023-nucleotide messenger RNA. NCBI's taxonomy places the organism in Eukaryota, Metazoa, Chordata, Actinopteri, Salmoniformes, Salmonidae. The record is from RefSeq and is a predicted model, not a curated record.